CUCAAUCUUGGCUUAUAAUUGACAUGGUGAAACUUCACUGGAGAAACAAAGCGGGUUGCAACUCUCAUGCUCUCUUCUGAGAAACAAAGAAAGGCGUCAAAUGCAGGAGCAGUUUGUUUCCACUCACCAAGCCAAGAUUACUUUGCCAUAUGUCUAUCUAAUAAGUUCAAAAGAUAAAGACAUUAGAAUAGCUUUAUACUAUUUAUGAAAUUUUAGAAGAUUCUGAACAUCUCCAAGUGCUUAAGCAAGGAAGUAAAGAAGUAAAAAAGAAAAAAAUCUAAAGAAGUAUCUCAAAAUUAUUUUCUUUUCUCCAAUUGCAUUUCCCUAGAUAGGGCCAAUUGACCUCCAUUUUGAUCAUUGCACCAAGUUGACAUCUAAAUCCCCAUAACUAGUGCCAAAAGGGUUCUGCCCACCAGAAUACUAAAUCAUAAGAUAUUCAUAGCUACUCUUAUACUAAAUACCAAUGCACAACAGAGAAACAUCAACAUGAAAAGUAGAGGCUACACUGAAUUUUCAUCUCUACAAUAAAAAGAUGGUGUUUUGUGAGCAAUGGAAUAGCCAAUCUGAAAUGCCAAAGCAUUUUCAGGUGAAAAAUUCUGUCUUAUGCCUUCAAUCUUACCAGUAACGCUAUGAUGAUUCUGUAGUGAUUGAAAUAUGCGUCUCUAUAGGUAGUUGAUUUAAUAAAAUUAGGUAUCUUAUAAAGGUACCAAUAGCAC
Molecule: messenger RNA, 716 nt
Organism: Rubroshorea leprosula
Lineage: Eukaryota; Viridiplantae; Streptophyta; Magnoliopsida; Malvales; Dipterocarpaceae
Source: the annotation of a GenBank genome assembly